CGCCUUCUGCCAGCUGCCAGGGCCGGCUGCCGCACUUGUCUUGGAGGUGGUUUCCAGAACAAACUUCCAGGCAGCGUGGGGCGCAGCGCAGGGGCACCGGGCCCGGAUGGGGGUCCCUGGCUGCUCUGAGCAUCACGUCCUCUGCCCGACAGAGCCCUGUCCCCAGGACUUUCCUCCCCUUUCCAGGCCACGCUGACCAAGUGCUUUGCAGGUGAAGCCAAAAACCUUCCCUCUUACCCGGGGCCAAGCAAGAUGAGGGAUUGCUACUGCACGGUGAACCUGGACCAGGAGGAGGUUUUCAGGACCAAGAUUGUGGAGAAGUCACUCUGCCCCUUUUACGGAGAAGACUUUUACUGUGAAAUUCCUCGGAGCUUUCGUCACCUGUCCUUCUACAUUUUCGAUAGAGACGUUUUCCGGAGGGAUUCCAUCAUAGGGAAGGUGGCCAUCCAGAAGGAGGACUUGCAGAAGUACCACAACAGGGACACCUGGUUCCAGCUGCAGCACGUGGACGCCGACUCAGAGGUGCAGGGCAAAGUGCACCUGGAGCUGCGGCUGAGCGAGGUCAUCACAGACACUGGGGUCGUCUGCCACAAGCUCGCCACACGCAUCGUCGAGUGCCAGGGCCUCCCCAUCGUGAAUGGGCAGUGCGACCCCUACGCCACCGUGACGCUGGCAGGACCCUUCAGAUCGGAAGCAAAGAAGACGAAAGUAAAGCGGAAGACCAACAACCCCCAGUUCGAUGAAGUGUUUUAUUUUGAGGUGACCCGGCCCUGUAGCUACAGCAAGAAGUCUCACUUUGACUUCGAGGAAGAAGACGUGGACAAGCUCGAAAUCAGAGUUGACCUCUGGAAUGCCAGUAACCUGAAGUUUGGAGAUGAAUUCCUGGGAGAACUAAGGAUCCCGUUGAAAGUCCUGCGGCAGUCCAGCUCCUACGAGGCAUGGUACUUUCUGCAGCCCCGGGACAACGGUAGCAAGAACCUAAAGCCAGACGACCUGGGCUCCCUGCGGCUGAACGUGGUAUACACGGAAGACCACGUGUUUUCUUCUGACUAUUACAGCCCUCUGCGGGACCUGCUGUUGAAGUCUGCGGAUGUGGAGCCCGUGUCAGCAUCUGCGGCCCACAUCCUGGGCGAGGUUUGCCGGGAGAAGCAGGAGGCAGCCGUCCCGCUGGUGCGACUCUUGCUACACUACGGCAGGGUGGUGCCCUUCAUCAGUGCCAUCGCCAGCGCGGAGGUGAAGCGGACCCAGGACCCCAACACCAUCUUCCGAGGAAACUCGCUGGCGUCCAAGUGCAUCGACGAGACCAUGAAGCUGGCGGGGAUGCAUUACUUGCACGUCACCCUGAAGCCCGCCAUCGAGGAGAUAUGCCAGAGCCACAAACCCUGUGAAAUAGACCCUGUGAAGCUGAAAGAUGGAGAAAACCUUGAAAACAACAUGGAGAACCUACGGCAGUACGUGGACCGCGUCUUCCACGCCAUCACUGAGUCCGGGGUGAGCUGCCCGACCGUCAUGUGCGACAUAUUCUUCUCGCUCCGGGAGGCAGCGGCCAAGCGCUUCCAGGGUGACCCGGACGUCAGGUACACCGCAGUGAGCAGCUUCAUCUUCCUGAGGUUCUUUGCGCCUGCCAUUCUCUCCCCCAACCUCUUCCAGCUCACGCCGCACCACACGGACCCCCAGACAUCCAGGACGCUGACAUUGAUCUCCAAGACCAUUCAAACCCUCGGCAGCCUGUCCAAGUCCAAAUCUGCGAGUUUUAAGGAGUCCUACAUGGCUACAUUUUAUGAAUUCUUCAAUGAGCAGAAAUACGCUGAUGCGGUGAAGAACUUCUUGGAUCUGAUUUCGUCCUCGGGGAGAAGAGAUCCCAAGAGUGUCGAGCAGCCCAUCCUCCUUAAAGAAGGGCUCAUGAUCAAGAGGGCGCAAGGACGGAAGCGCUUUGGGAUGAAGAAUUUUAAGAAGAGAUGGUUUCGCUUGACCAACCAUGAAUUUACCUACCACAAAAGCAAAGGGGACCAGCCUCUCUACAGCAUUCCCAUCGAGAACAUCCUGGCCGUGGAGAAGCUGGAGGAGGAGUCUUUCAAAAUGAAAAACAUGUUCCAGGUCAUCCAGCCGGAGCGCGCGCUGUACAUCCAGGCCAACAACUGCGUGGAGGCCAAGGACUGGAUCGACAUUCUCACCAAAGUGAGCCAGUGCAACCAGAAGCGCCUCACUGUCUACCACCCGUCCGCCUACCUGAGCGGCCACUGGCUGUGCUGUAGGGCGCCCUCGGACUCGGCUCCAGGCUGCUCGCCCUGCACCGGCGGCCUCCCAGCCAACAUCCAGCUGGACAUUGACGGGGACCGUGAGACAGAGCGUAUCUACUCCCUCUUCAACUCGUACAUGAGCAAGCUGGAGAAGAUGCAGGAGGCCUGUGGGAGCAAAUCCGUGUACGACGGCCCGGAGCAGGAGGAGUAUUCGACGUUCGUCAUUGACGACCCCCAGGAGACUUACAAGACACUGAAGCAGGUCAUCGCUGGCGUCGGGGCUUUGGAGCAGGAGCACGCCCAGUAUAAGAGAGACAAGUUCAAGAAGACGAAAUAUGGAAGCCAGGAGCACCCCAUCGGAGACAAGAGCUUCCAGAACUACAUCCGGCAGCAGUCCGAGACUUCCACUCAUUCCAUUUAAAGUCUGCGGGACGCGCCCCGUGGCGCCAGUGAGCUGCCCGUGCAGAGCCGCAGCCUUUGGGAGGGAGAAGAGAAGGAAAAGCAGAGCCAGCACAUGAGACGCAGCCGCCCGGCCCAUGGACAAGUGGCGCUGGGGCUUCCCUCUCCAGAACCGCCGCCACCGCCGCCACCCCCUGCAGAAAGCCCACGUGACCUGGUGGACUGUGUCGUCCUUCGGUUCUGUGCUUUUGGCUCUUCGUUUGUGGGGUUCUGGGGAUCAGCUGAAGGAUCAGGAAGUGGGGGCUGUGCUCUAGCCGCAGCCGGCCUCAGGGAGCCGUGGCCCGUCCAGUCAGCUGUGACCUGCACCUCCGGCCGUGUGUGCGUCUGUCUCACGUGCACGUCUGUCUUGCGUGCACGGUGCGUGUGGCACUGGGCUCUGUGGCUCUGUGCCCGGGGGGCCUGCUGGCCCCGUCUUGGCUUUCGGCUUCAUCACAUCAGGACGUUCAGAGCAUUACUCUCCCACUGUGCCUGCUGUCCAGGCGGCGUGGGAGGCGGCCUCCGUGUUCACUUUUGAGGUUCGUUUGAUUCCUGGCUGAAGAGUCAGUUUUGUGGCUGGGAGGUGCAGAACUACACAGAAAUCCCAGUCUGAGGAUGUCCUUGGUGCUUGGGGGAUACGGGUUCUGUCCAGAGAGUCCCUUGGAGGGAAAAGUGUGGGCGCCAGCUUCUCCAGGUAUCUGCUGGGCCCACAGUUGAAGCCCCCAUUGUUUUGCUGUUCAAUGGGGUUUAAAAUCAGAAUUAACAUUUGCCACCCCCCGGUGGAAGUUUGAAGAUUUUUAAAACAGAAAUGUGCAUUUUUCAAGCUGUUUUUCUUUAUGUUUUUUAAGGACCAUUUUUAAUUAGCUCUUUGAUACAAAGUAACUCAGAACGUCAAAACCUAUACCCACUAAAGGGAAGGCUGCCGGGAAGGCAGAUGGAACAGGAAUGGAGCCUGUCUCAGGAAGGCCAGCUGCAGGUCCUCAAGAAAAUCAAAGAAGGGAAGAAAUUCUGAGUUUGAGGUACAGGGGCUUCAGGGGUGAGACGUCCCUCCAGGGCCCGUGGCCAGUACUGCACCUGCAUCAUGACCCCUAGAUGCUGUGCAGGGCAUGGGCGGGGCUGCUGUUUUACUGGGGAGGGGAGCAUCCUAAAAAUGGGGUCCAGGCAGACUCCUCCAGACCUCACACCGCCGAGGAGGCCUUUGCCACAGAGCGUCCUCCCGGGAUGCAGACGGCAGGUGUGUGGGAAGCGCCGUUUGAAUACACAGCACGACGUGUCCUUGUACUGACUUCUCCCGGUUCUUGUUUGAAAAUACUGUAGUUCAGACUCUUAAUCUCCAUGGCAGAUAUGAACUUUGUUGUCACAAAACUAGUGGAGGAAAAUGUAAAAAUAGACUUUUGGACACACAGCUGUUGGGGCUGCAAUUUUUACCUUGGAUUUAUAACUUAACGUUUCUGUUUAUAAAAUACUAGUGAUUUGCAAUGUAUUUUACUGGCCAAUUAAAACAGAUGUUUUAUUCUUUCUGA
Molecule: messenger RNA, 4198 nt
Organism: Macaca mulatta (Rhesus monkey)
Lineage: Eukaryota; Metazoa; Chordata; Mammalia; Primates; Cercopithecidae
Gene: RASA3
Product: RAS p21 protein activator 3
Biological process (GO): negative regulation of Ras protein signal transduction; regulation of GTPase activity; intracellular signal transduction
Molecular function (GO): GTPase activator activity
Source: RefSeq, a predicted model, not a curated record